Benincasa hispida (wax gourd) is the source of this 2837-nucleotide messenger RNA. RefSeq names its product putative glycosyltransferase At5g03795. Lineage: Eukaryota; Viridiplantae; Streptophyta; Magnoliopsida; Cucurbitales; Cucurbitaceae. The record is from RefSeq and is a predicted model, not a curated record. Gene Ontology annotation, molecular function: glycosyltransferase activity.
AUUUAGAAAGCGAUUUCCUCGGCAGCGUGUAAGAAAGCGAGACAAAUGAAUCCGUUGGUUUAGGCCCAAAUGACGGCGACCGAUACCGCCGUCUCUUUUGACCAAAUCGGCGGCGGCCAGUCACUAAUCAACGGCCGGCGUUUCUUUACACCAUUUCACUGAACAUCAAAUCAACGGCCUCUCUUCUCCGGCCGCCCCUCUUCCAAACCAUUAAAUAUAAUUUUUGAACACAGAACACGAAAGCAGAAAAAUCAGUAGCAGAAGCAGCAAGCAAAGUAGCAAAUAACACUUCAUAUUCAAUUACUUCACGUUCUCCAACCAUCUUCUAGAGCCCGUAGAAGCCACGUAGCUCCUCGGUAAUCGAAUCGAUUUUCGUUAUUUGUUUCGAUCCUGAGAAACCACGUGAAUCCCAGAAAAGAAUUUCAAAUGGGUCUGAAUCGCGAUUCUUAAAAUUACCCUUCGAAACGCAUUUCGUGAGUUCAAUUUUUUGAAGGGUGUUUUCCAUCCUGGUCUGGGGUUUUAAAAUAUCUGCAAGGUUUGAUUAUGGUCAUUAGAAGUCAUCAAAGUAUCAAUCGCACAGUUUUUCAAAAUGGGUCAAGAACUCUUUUCGAUAUCUCGAAUCGAUACAAAAAGAGUGCUGUGGCUGAUGGGGCUGAUGUUUGCCAUGAUUUUGGCUUUUCAAUACUUUGAACUUCCAUAUGGGUUUUCUCUGUCUUCUUUACUUUCUGCUGGUAAGGUUUCGGUCAUAGGAGAAGGAAGCUCUCAUUCCCCUGUCAGUGAUCCAAAAUCGAAGACUGAGAUCGUUGCCGAUACCCCACUUGAAGAACAGAGAGAGGAUGAAUUUGUACCAGAAGAAGAUCAUACCUUGAAAGAGUCAUUAGAAUUAGACAUGGAUAAUGAUGCUAAUAAGUCUUCCUCAUCUGGGGAUUCGAUGGAGCCUGUUGAUAAUUCGACAGUUGAUGAUGAAUCUGCUGAUGGGGAUUUGCAAGGAAAUAAUCAAAGCUUCGAUGGGAAAGACAGCUCUUUACAAAAUGAUUCGAUAGGAAUAAAUGGAACAGAAAGCUAUGUUUCGACAUUAGGGUAUAAUAAUCACUCGGGAGAUAACUUUGCAGCCUCGCCUGCAGUUCCGCCAACAAGUUCAUCUUCAUUGAUAGUGGGGAAUACAAGUAAUAUUGCUACAAAUACAUCAAGCCACAACGUGUUUGUUGGAUCAAAUGCUCCUAACACUUCUGAUAAACCUGAUAAGAGUGAGAAAACUGAGCAAUGGCGCCGUAAUGACAAUACAUCAAAAAACAAGUCAGUCUCUGAGGAGAAGAAAGUGCCUAAAGCCCCCUUUUCAGGAGUAUAUACAAUAUCUGAGAUGGAUAAUUUGUUGUUUGAAAGUCGCACGUCCAACAGUCCGCUUGUACCAUGGUGGUCUUCAGCUGCUGAUCAGGAACUGCUACAAGCAAAGUUACAGAUCGAGAAUGCACCCGUGAUAGAUAAUGACCCAGAUCUUUACGCUCCUCUGUUUCGAAAUGUUUCCAUUUUCAAAAGGAGCUAUGAACUGAUGGAGAGUACUCUCAAAGUGUACAUUUAUAGAGAAGGAGAGAGACCAAUCUUUCACCAGGGUCCGCUCCAGAGUAUCUAUGCUUCCGAGGGGUGGUUCAUGAAGAUACUAGAAUCAAACAAAAAAUUUGUUACUAAGAACCCAAGAAAAGCUCACCUAUUUUACUUGCCAUUCAGCUCUCGACGAUUGGAAGAGGUCUUAUACGUUCACGACUCACACAACCAUAAGAACCUCAUACAACACCUCAAGAACUACUUGGACUUCAUUGGUGCAAGAUAUCCUUACUGGAACAGAACUGGAGGAGCCGAUCAUUUUCUCGUUGCAUGUCACGACUGGGCACCAGCAGAAACCAGGAAAUAUAUGGCAAGGUGCAUAAGAGCUCUGUGCAACUCCGAUGUCAAAGAAGGUUUUGUUUUUGGCAAGGAUGUAUCUCUUCCCGAAACAUUUGUGCGUGUUGCUCGGAAUCCUCUAAGGGAUGUCGGGGGCAAUCCUCCAUCGAAGAGGCCGAUCCUCGCCUUCUUUGCAGGAAGCAUGCACGGCUACUUACGGUCAAUUCUCCUCGAAUAUUGGGAACGAAAAGACCCCGACAUGAAAAUCUCGGGCCCAAUGCCAAAGGUCAAAGAUGCAAAGAACUACCUGUGGCACAUGAAGAACAGCAAAUACUGCAUCUGUGCCAAAGGUUACGAAGUCAACAGCCCCCGAGUCGUUGAAUCCAUCUUGUACGAAUGUGUUCCUGUGAUCAUUUCGGAUAACUUCGUGCCUCCACUGUUCGAGGUUCUUAACUGGGAAUCAUUUGCAGUUUUCGUUGCGGAAAAAGACAUUCCGAAUCUGAAGAAAAUCCUCCUUUCAAUACCAGAUAAGAGGUAUAGGGAGAUGCAGAUGAGGGUGAAGAAGUUGCAGCCUCAUUUUCUAUGGCAUGCAAAGCCUCAAAAGUAUGAUAUGUUUCAUAUGAUAUUACACUCCAUUUGGUACAACAGACUUUACCAGAUUACACCAAAAUAGUGAUUUUUUUUCAUUCUUCUCUUGUUCGAAUAAGGUGGGAAUUUUUGUAUAAAUCUAAAUUCAUUUUUUUAAAAAGGUUUUAAUGAGCAAAGUUUCUCUGUAAUUAUCAUUUCUUUAUGUUUUCCUCUUUGUAUAGAGAUAGGUUCUGUAUUGUUUUAUUCAUUUAUAGCUGUGUAGACAGACAUAGCAUAUUCUUGUAUUUUUAUUUUUUCUAAGAUCUAUUUUUGUUUUUUCUUUCUAAUUUAGACUAAUUUUUUAAUGAAAAAAUCAUUCUUACUGUUUUUUA